This is a messenger RNA of Beta vulgaris subsp. vulgaris (sugar beet), 1763 nucleotides long. Its product is annotated as peroxidase 4. NCBI's taxonomy places the organism in Eukaryota, Viridiplantae, Streptophyta, Magnoliopsida, Caryophyllales, Amaranthaceae. The transcript is spliced from 3 exons. Gene Ontology annotation, biological process: hydrogen peroxide catabolic process; response to oxidative stress. The record is from RefSeq and is a predicted model, not a curated record. The coding region runs from base 590 to 1549 and encodes 319 amino acids. Gene Ontology annotation, molecular function: peroxidase activity; heme binding.
GAAAGGCAAGAAAAUAUAAGGAGAGAGAAAGACAAAAUAGUAGAAGUUGUAAUCAUUACAACCUACAUAACAUCUAUUGGGUACACACUAACAUCUAGUGGGUUCAUAUGAGUUUUUUUUCCAGAUGAUAAGCAUUUAUUAGCUAUAACUAGAUUUUUUUUUUUGUUUCUAUAUAUUAUUUUUUUAGUUCAGAUUACUUUUUAUGAUUCAAUAUACUAUUUUGUAUCGUAAAUACGAACAAAUUAAAUAAUGGUAAUAUUGGAUGUGAGCUGCUCUAACCUCUAAGAAGUUCUCAGCCUCCUAGCUACCAACUCAAUUAUAGACUUCCACUUGCUUCAUGUACUCACAAUGAUAUGUUAGAGAUACUUUAAUCAUGGAAAUUUUGAACUUUCCGAAGAAACACUUGGUAGAAAUCUGCUAGGCGCAAAACUUUGACUACAAUAAAUGAUGUAAAAUUUAUGCAUUUUUUGCUGAUCUGUACUAUUUUCAUACCUUUAUAUAAUGAUCUGAAACAUGGACUUGUUUAAUCAUACACUGAUUUCAUUCAUACAAAAUCAAGCUCUCGAGAUAAAUUUAGAUUUAUAAAUAUAUGGCUUCCAAAUUUGUUAGAUUUUGUGCAAUCUUCUCUGUCCUGUCUUUAUUUGCAUGCGUAUCUAACGCACAACUUUCAGCAAACUUUUAUGCAUCAAGCUGUCCUAAUCUUCAAAAAAUUGUACGUAAGACAAUGCAACAAGCUGUUAAAAGGGAACAGCGCAUGGGGGCUUCAAUACUCCGUCUCUUCUUCCAUGAUUGCUUUGUCAAUGGUUGCGAUGCUUCACUACUUCUAGAUGACACGCCUUCUUUUACUGGAGAAAAGACUGCAGUAUCAAAUAGAAAUAAUUCAGUUAGAGGCUUUGAAGUGAUUGAUGCUAUUAAGACCAAUGUCGAAGCUUCUUGUAAAGCUACCGUAUCUUGUGCUGAUAUUUUAGCUUUGGCUGCUCGAGAUGGGGUUAAUCUGCUAGGAGGGCCUUCAUGGACUGUACCACUAGGAAGAAGGGAUGCAAGAACAGCCAGUCUAAGUGCAGCAACAACUGACCUUCCGCCAGGAUCUUCUAACCUCAGCAACCUCACCUCCCUGUUCAACCGAAAAGGUCUAAACCCAAGCGAAAUGACCGCGCUCUCCGGCGCGCAUACCAUCGGCCUUGCAAGGUGUCUUACCUUCCGGCGCCACAUCUACAACGAGAGCAAUAUCAACCCUACUUUCGCCGCUACCCGCCAGGCUAACUGUCCUUUAACUGGCGGUAACCAAAAUUUGGCUCCUCUUGAUCUCAGAACUCCUACCAGAUUUGAUAACAGUUACUACAAAAAUCUUGUGGCCAAACGCGGCCUUUUGCACUCAGAUCAGGAGCUCUUCAAUGGAGGUUCUGAGGAUGCUUUGGUUCGGAGUUAUAGCAAUAAUAAUAAUGCGUUUUUUAAGGAUUUUGUUGCUGCCAUGAUUAAAAUGGGUAACAUUAGUCCAUUAACUGGUACUAAUGGAGAAAUCAGAUUGAACUGUCGUGUCAUCAAUUAGUUGGUUCACAACUGCAUACUUUGAGUGUGAUAAUAUGGUUUUCACUUUCAGAGUAUUUAAUUAAUGUAAGUGUAAUGAAAUUUCUAUUUAGCUAAAGCUUUGUAUUAGAGAAUAAUUCAAGAAGCAAAUUAUGGUAGAGCUCUUGUUGUACCUUAAAACUUACUAUCUUGAUUUUGUCUUUACUCAUUAGGGGUCAAUAUAUGUACUUAUGUAA